AUGGGAAGCCCAACCGACAAGAACACCAAAGGGACAAGUAAACCCAACGAACCCUUGUUAGGGUCUGCCCUCAUGUUGAACCAUCAUGGAAGGGGAAGGGAUCUUCUGGUAUGUAUGAAAAGAAACAGCCAAGUACUGGGAAAGGGGAACAAUCUCAUUGGAACAGACAGCAUACAUGUUACUCAGAGACUUCCUGAGCGACAUUGCAGCAGUAUACCAAAUACAAAGACGGUGACACGCCAGAGGAAGUGGUAUACUAGUAGCGAUGCAAUGCUAGUCGUGAUGAAGAAGAGACAGUGCAGGAAAGAAGAAGAGGUUCUUGAGGAGGAAGAGUUGAUGGACACUUGA
Hymenoscyphus albidus is the source of this 348-nucleotide messenger RNA. NCBI's taxonomy places the organism in Eukaryota, Fungi, Ascomycota, Leotiomycetes, Helotiales, Helotiaceae. The record is from the annotation of a GenBank genome assembly.